CAUUGACAUUACACUAGUAUUUUUUUAUUAUAAUUAUUAAUUGUCGUGUUAAUGUUAUUUAUAAUUAUAAUAUAUUAUUUUAUUUUAUUGAUUAUUUUUCAUUAAAUAUUAUUGUGAUAUCCGUACAAGAUUAUAGUAUUAGUAUUAUAAGAUAUUUUUUUUUUUUUGAUUCCAUUAUUGUACAAAAAUAAGUUCAAUUGUUUUUAAAAUGGCUUCAGCAGAUCCAAUGGGUCUCACUAAAACAUGGGAACUUUCACUGUAUGAAUUACACAGAUCUCCUCAAGAAGCUAUUACAGAUAACACAGAAAUUGCUGUAUCCCCACGAAGUCUUCAUAGUGAGCUGAUGUGCCCUAUAUGUUUGGAUAUGCUGAAGAAAACAAUGACAACAAAAGAGUGUCUUCAUAGGUAUUAUACUAUAUUAUAAUACUGUGGGAAUGCAAUUAAGUAAUAUUUUAAUUAUGGUUUUUUUAUUUUUUAGGUUUUGUUCAGACUGUAUUGUAACUGCUCUUCGCUCAGGCAAUAAAGAAUGCCCCACUUGUCGUAAGAAAUUAGUAUCCAAACGAUCUCUACGCCCUGAUCCAAAUUUUGAUCUUCUCAUAUCUAAAAUUUAUCCCAGCCGUGAUGAAUAUGAAGCACAUCAAACAAGAGUAUUGGAAAAGUUAAAUAAGAGCCACAGUCAAGCUAAUUUAGUACAUUCAAUAAAUGAAGGUAUUAAAUUGCAAACACAAAAUCGUUUGCAAAGAACUAAAAAGAAUCUAAAUGAAGAUCAAAAUGAAAGUAGUACAUCAACUACUACUCCAAAACCUUCAAAUUCGAAUAGUUCAAGUCAGAGUAAAGAUAAUAUAACUAGAACAAUGGUACAAACAAAAAUAGCAAAGAAAAUGAAGUCUGUUAUGAUCUCAGAAAAAGAAGGCCCAGCUUCGACUGUUGAUACAUCAGAUAUCACAGAAUGUGAUGGUACAUCAAAAGCUGUAUCAGUAGAUGAAAUAGAAUUAGUGUUCAAACCUCAUCCUACAGAAAUGGCUAGUGAUAAUCAGUUAAUAAGAGUUUUGAAAGAAAAUUCUGUACGUUAUAUAAAAACAACAGCUAAUGCUACUGGUAAGUUUUCUAAAACAAAUAUUCAAUAUUCCUUAUAAUUUUCACCAUUUUGAGAAUUGGAAAAUUUUAUAUGUGUUUUAAAUUAAUUUCCAACUUUUCAAAUUGUAUAUUUAGUUAAUGUGUGAUCUGAUAUUUUUUUUACAAAAGCAAAUAGAUUACAAAUUUGAAACCUUAACUGAUGGUGAGGGUUAUUAUUUAGGGAUAAUGGUAAAAUGUUUAAUACAAAUCUAAAAUAUAAAGAUAUUUUAGUAUUUUACUGUCAUGAUAAUAUAGUGGAACCUUGCUAUCUCAAAGUUUCUGUAUGUUGACAUUUUUUUUUAUUCCGGACCAUUUAGUAUUGUAUAUAAUUCUCUCGGUAACUUGAAGUUUCAAUAUUUCAAUAAUAAUAAUUGUAUUCCACUAUUAUUAUUAUAUAUUAUAUAUUAUUGUUUCAAAUUAUAAUUUUUUUUUUUUUCAGUUGAACAUUUGAGCAAGUAUUUAGCCAUGCGAUUAACUUUAGAUCUUGGCUCAGAACUUCCAGAACGCGCUCUCAGUUUUUUAAUUUAUGUAGCUCCAACUGCAGAUCAGUUUGUUCCUCUCAGUGGUAAUCAAACACUUCGCAACGUAAAUGAUAAGUAUUCAAAAAUUAAUAAACCACUGGAAAUGUUUUACUCUUUCACUUAAUACUUUUGGAUAAAUUAUGAACAAGUUAAUGUAUUUUAACUUAUAUUAUUAUAAAAAUGGUAAAUUAAUUUACCACACAAUUUGAAAUUAGAUAAUUUUUUUAAUUUUGACUUCAGUAUUUUUUUUUUCCAAAAUAACUAAAUUUUAUUUUAAAUAAAUUGAUAUUAAGUAGAUAUGUUAAGACAUUUUUCAAACAGUCUCAUUUAUUAUUAUUUUUUAUAUUUAUAUACCUACUUAGUUUUUUUCUUAUUUAUUAUAAAUAAUAAAUAAAAUAAUAUUUAAAUAAGUCGUUUAUUAUAUAUACCGGGUGAUUCUUUUAUCGUUAAACACUCACUAUUUUGAAAGUAUUUACUAUUUUUGAGAUUUGUUUUGAAAACUGAAUUUCUGUUCACUUCUGUGGUGGUACGGCGCGCGGCGUUUUAAUAACGCACCAAGUCUUUCCUCUUAGCCAAACUUAAAAAUGGAAAUAUCUUGUCGAUGGAUUGACAGAAAUUACAAAUUUCAGCACUAAAAUUUAUUUUAACUAAUAUUCUAUUUAUUUAUGGUAUUUUUAUUAUAUGUUGCUAUUUGAAAAUCUAAAGUAGGUAGCCGUUUCACUCCCAAAAAUUAGGGCGACAAAAAAUAAUGUAAAUGUAAAAUUGUAAAGCUUUUUGUUUCUUGUAUUUUCUUUAAAACAGAUUACAAAAAAAGUUAAUAUUCUUCAAGAUAAUGAGUGUUUAACGAUUAAAGAAUCACCCGGUUUGUAUAAACAGUCAACUUCCGCUAACGGUCAUUUUUUGUGGUCAAGUGUUAUGUUUAAGGCCCAGAAUUAUAUGCACUAAAAACAUACAAAAUAUGCAUGCAUUUAUGCAUCGAUUAUCAUUCAAAUAUACAAACAAAAAUGAUUAAAACAACUAAUCCCGACUGAAUUAUCUUUAUCUAGAAGUGAUUAUCUAAUAUAAGAAAACAAAUGGAUUUGAAACACUUAGAUAUAAUGCAAUGAAAAAUUGUAGAAUACAGAAAUAUGCAAAAUAAAAUGUUGUAUUUCGGAUCUAUUAACUAUAAUUCAAACUUGUAGAUUAUCUAGCUACUUUUUGGACCGAUAAAAAAAACAUGCAAAUGCAUAUAAAUUCGAGCCCUAGUUAUGUUUUUAUAAGAUACCACUAAAUAGCGGUCAUUUUUUUCAGUCCCUUCAGUGACCGUUAUAUGGAAGUUGUAGUGUAUAUACCUAUAUAAUACUGAUGUACUGAUGUAUCUUAGUUUAUUUGAUUGUGGUUUUUUAACUAAUACUGUUUUCAUGUUAUUAUUAUCCAUUAUAGCCAGUAGUGUAAUCAAAGGGGUUUUGGGUGUUUUAGCAUCUCAUUACUUUUUAGCUAUGGUUAAGAUGAUUGUAGACCUCUAUACCCCACAGAUAAAUUCUAACUGUAUCACUAAUUAUAGCUGUCCCACAGAGCUUUUUUUUGUGCACAAUUUAAAAAAAAAAAAAAAUGUGUCUUCAUCAUAAUUGUUGCCUGGUAAUUAAUUUUUUCAUUCCUACCCGUAAAAAUUAAAUCAACCAAUAAAUACCAAAAGAAAUUGAAUUUCAGAAAUCAGCUUUGGGAUGCAUAAGAACCCAUUCAUCCCUUCCGUAAGCACAUUUUCAAACCUCUAUGUAAGAUUCAGCUAUCAAUCAACAGACACUUCCUUUUAUUAAUGUAAGUUAUACAUUAACUAUAGUCGAGUAAAAAGUAGAAUACUUGUGGGAAUAGGAGUGUUGUGUUAAGUUGUAUACCCUGCUGUAAGUAAAAAAAAAAAUAUAAUAAAAUUCACUCAACUCUUUAUCAAACUCUCUGAAAGAUAGAAACUUAUAUCUGUAUAUUCAAUUUCCUGUUUUCACAGGCAACCUUGUGUAUGAAAUACUCCUACAGGCUAAAUCUGGCAAUCAUUACUAUUUAAGUUUGUAAAAAAUUAAAUAUUGUAACAGUGACAUGUUGGUCCAAGGAAAAUUGUUACCAACAAUUGCAAAUAAAAUUAAAUAAAUAUCUCGCAAACUAAAUAAAAUUCACUACCAAAAAUCAUUCCUAUUUUUGAUCAUUGGGACAAGAUUUUUAAUCACUGAAAAGUUGUUUAUAUGAACAAUACAUCAUAUUAAAACCAAUUAAUUGCCUCCCCUCUUUCAGAAUCUAUGUAAGGCUGUGCACAAUUUCAGAACCACUGAAUUAGAAAAAUGCAUGCAACCUAUUAAUAAAAAUAAGUUUUAGAUAGUUAUAUAACUUCUAAAUGUACUUAGAAUAUUAAUAUUGCUAUUAAUAUAGUAAAUUUUCCAGAGAAUAUUUAAUGAAACUUAAAAUUUCAUAAAAAUAAACUAAAGACAAAUGGUAGCAACUGUUCACAUUUUAAUUAUUUUAUAUUCUACUUAGAAUUAUGGUAUUUAUGUAAUAAUAUAAAAUUAAAAUUAAAUAUUAUAAAACUAAUACAAUGUGUUUUUAUUUAAAACUACACUAGAUCACUUCCCAAAACUUUUCUUAAUUUUGAACUAUUCAAAAUAAUUGAAUCAUUAUUUAUAAUAAUUUUGAAUAUUCUUUUAUUUCCAUUCACUUUAAUUUUGUUGUUUAACAGAUCUAAUUUAGAAUAUUUGAUUGGUUCUAUAUCUUCAAUAUCACAAUAUAGCUCUGCACGAUCUCCCCAAUAUGAUACAUAGGACAUCCGACACUUUUGUUCAUCUGGACUUAUGUACACAUAAACCACAAGAUUAUUUGAUAAAAACAUAGUCACUAAAUGUAAACCAGCUGUAAUACCAAAACCUGAAAAUAUUCAAAUUAUUAAAUCUGAAUAAAAAUUAUUAAUGGUACUUACCUAUUAAAGACGCACAAAUAACUUCAGGAAAAUUCAAAAAAUCAAUCAUAUUUAAACCAAAACAUAUAGGAAUUAAGCAAAAUGUCCCUAUUGUUUGAUAUUUUUUCAAUUUAUUUGAACCAAUAAAUAUUGGCAUGUGCGGAGUUCUAGAAUGAUAAAAUUAAAAAUUAAUUAUAACAUUAAUCCAAAUUAUUUCAUUAUAUUGUAUACGUUUAAAACCAGAAUGAUGUCUAAAAUACUAUUGUAUUUUUAAUACCUACCAACUAGAUAUAAUUUAUAAAUAAUGUAAUAACAUAUAAUCUUACUUAAAUAUAGGAAUAAAAUCUUUACUGUUAGUAUUGUGAUGAUCAACUUUCUUCAUUUGUGUACACAUGAGAUUGCAAGUUUUGAUCAUAAAACUUCUUUUGAUAUUAUUUAAAAAUAUUGUGUUUAUAUGUUUUGAUACUAACAUUUUAUCUACUUUUCAAUUUAUACUUAUAAUUGUAAAUUAUUUAUUAUGACUAAGAAACAAAUUGGUCACAAAUUUAAAAAGUAACAAUAAAUUUGUAACUCUGAAAACUUAUUUUAAAAUGUUUAGGAUUUUGAAAUCGUUAAAGUAUAAACUAUGUAUUAUUUUAGUUUUGUCAGUAAUAUUUUAAAAUAUAACAUCAAAAUGAAAAUAAUGAAGUACAGAAAAUAAAUAAUUUAAUAUCUUAUCUUUAUGUUGAUAGUCAUAGAUAACAAUAUCUAUGUUGAUAUUUGGGUAGUGGCAAGCUGGUGUAUUAAUAUACUUUGGAUAGAAGACAGUUGUUCGAAAAAUGAUAAAUAUGAACAUGGUUGCCACCAAACAUAGAAGUCGGGGAUUUUUUUCUGGAAUUCAAAAAAAAAAAAUUUUCUUAGCUAUUUAUGCCAUUUAUGAUUUCAAGAAUCAUGGCAUAUCAAAAAUUAAAUUGGAUAGGUUAUUAAAAAAAUAAACUUUCAAACUUUCAAUAAUGAUUUUUAGAAAUGUCAAAUGUCAAAUUUUCAGAUACUUUCUUACGGUAUCAUCGCUAAAACUUUUAAGCAACUUUUGAACUUUUAAGGAAUUUUAAUUUUUGAGAGUUUUUUGCUGUAAUUCGGUUAUAAAUAACGUGGGCAUAGCCACCGUACUACAGAUUAGUCUAACGUUUUAUAUUAUACUAUUAUAGUACAAUUAGGAUUGUGUGCAUUAUCUUUGGUUUUUUCUAAUUUUAUUAUGUCAUGGAUGAUAUGCAUAAUUAGAUCGUAAAAAAAAAAAAAACAAGAUAGAUUAAUCCCAUAGACCUUGUAAGUUAUAAUAAUAAACAAGAAAUGCGUAUCGCGUAUGACUACAGGAUUACGUUGUACAGCUGUGUGAAAAUAUCACAGUGAUAUUAUAACGCGUCUUGAAACCAAGUGUAUUAAUUUUAGUUACAAAACGCUAAUUAUAACUAUCGUUUACUGUUAUUGUGCGUAUUAUCAAUGUUUAUACUAUUAUGUAAUGAAUAUUUUUUAUUCAAUAAACUUAUUUGUAAAUUUGUUAUCCUGCGGUCCUUCCUCAAUUGCACACAGUCGGCUAUCUAGCAUAAUACACCUACCAAGUUUUUAAGUGGGUACACUCAAUAUCUCGGAAAGUAUUAACUUUUUCCGAAAUUUGUCAUCUUUAUUUUCGGUAGUAUAACCACUACCUACUUUUAAUGUUCAAAUGACAACCUAUAUUAAAAAGUGCAAAAAUAGAUGGAUUGUUAAUUAAAAUACAUUUUUGAUUUUUGUCUAACUGUUGACGAGAUAUUCCACUUUUAAGUUUUGGUUGUGGGAGUGUAAUGAAGUAUCAUUUGUGUGAGGAUACGGCGCGUGGCGUGUUAAUAAUUUACCACUAUUCUCCUUUAACCCAAACUUAAAAGUAGAAUAUCUUGUUAGUGUCUUAAUAGAAAUCAAAUAUUUAUUUUAAUUAAUACUUCAUCUAUUUAUGGACUUAAAAUAAAGGUUGCCAUUUUAAAAUCAAAAGUAGAUACUGGUUUUACCUCCAAAAAUAAGGGUGAAAAAAAAACAGGUAUAUAAUUGUAGAGUAGUAUGUUACUUAAAUAUUCUAGAAAACAAAUUCUGGAAAAAGUUAAUAUUAUCUGAGAUAUUGAGUGUACCCACUUAAAUAAAUCACCUGGUAUGCAUUCCAAUAGGUAAAUAUCUCAAGUGUAUCAAUACACCUUGAAGUAUCUCUUUAUUUUAUUACUAUAUCUUAUAAAUAUAAUCUGUAUGUUCUAUGUAAUUAUUAUGGAGUUAAAACAGUUUAAAAUGGUUGGUAUCAUUUUCAUUCAUAAUCAGUUUAUUUUGUAUAUAACCCUGAUAAUAAUAUGUAUAUUUCAUUUUUUCAGAUAACAUAUUAUGAUUCAAAUACUAAUAUAUACAAUAAUAUACAGUAUUGGAUUUACUAUUAUUUUAAAUAUAUGUUUUCUUUAUUAUUUUUGUCUAAUACUAUAUCACUGAACAAAAAAUUAACUUUUAAUUUUUACAGUAACCAUUUUAAUAAGGUUUCACUGAAAUUUGCUUAGAAAAAUAUAUAAUAAUUAAUACAAAAGAAAUAAUUAUAGUAUUAUAAAAAUUCAAUUAUAUAAAACAAAACAAUAAAUAUAUCACAUAACUAACAAUAAUAAUAAUAAUAAUAAUAAUAAAUAUUCAUAUUAAAUUGAAGAAUAAAAUAAUUUAACUUGACCAACUAGGUUUUCUUUUUUCAAUGAAAGAUUGUAAUCCUUCUUUGCAAUCGUCAAGUUCCAGAUUUUUCAGCAUUAUUUUUUCCCCAUUUCUGAAAUUAAUGUAAAUACAUUUUUUUUUUUUUUUAAAUAUUGAUUGUUAGUUAUUGUACUUUUUACUAGAACAAUUUUUUCCUUUUUUAAUAUUUACUUGUAAGCUGAUUUAAUAUUAUCAUCUAUUUGUUUAUAAAAAAAUUGCUUUCCUAAAGUAAUUACAUCGCGACUUUUUUGACCAAUCAUUGAAGUUAAUUUGGUAAUUUCAUCGUCUUAAAAAUAGUGUAAUAAUAAAAUUAAGCUAAAUUUGUUUAAACUUUAUGAUAAACUUACCUAAUUUUUCGGGUUGAACAACCUUACUAACAAGGCCCGUUCUAAGAGCUUCUUCGGCAUUAAUGGAUAUUCCAGUAAAUAACAUAUAAGAAACUGUUUUUUUUGACAUGACUCUACUCAAAGGAAUUCCUGGAGUAGAGCAAAACAAACCGAGAUUUACACUAAAAGUA
Cinara cedri is the source of this 7795-nucleotide messenger RNA. The record is from the annotation of a GenBank genome assembly. Lineage: Eukaryota; Metazoa; Arthropoda; Insecta; Hemiptera; Aphididae.